GAUCCUGGCGGAACAUUUUUCAAUUUCUUUCCAAUUUUUCUUUCUUUCUCUCUACCUCAGCUUGCCAUAGAGACAUGGCAGGACCACCCACAGGCCAGUUAAGCGUUCACAGAUCAUUCGUGUUGACAUGCCCAAGAAAGGGAACCGAAAACGGCUGAAAUUCAGAGCCGGGGACGUUUGCUCGGAAUCAGUGACCGUCGCUGAUUAUGCUGAUGCCGACCCAGCCGUCGUGAAGUCAGGGAGGGUGAAAAAGGCUGUGGCAAAUGCAGUUGAGAAAGAAGUCAAAUUACUCUGUGGCCUGGAGGCAUCUCAGGGAGCUGUAGAUGAGGUCCUCUCGUCUUCACUGAGUGUCACAGCCGACGCGUUGGACAGCAGUGAUGACCUAGACCCCGAAGAGGAUGGAGAAAAUGAAACCAAAGUGGCCCACAAGAAGAAAAACAAGAGGAGAAAGGAAAGCAGCGAGAGCAGUGAUGGGGGGGAGUAUCCAGUGGAUAUUUGGUUAAUGCUCGCCUCCUAUAUUCGGCCCGAGGAUGUGUGCAGAUUUGCUCUAAUCUGUAGGAAUGCCUGGACAGUCACGUGCACCGCUGCGUUUUGGACCAGGCUCUACAGAAGGCACUACAAGACUGAUGCUAACCUGCCGUUCCGUCUCCAACCAAACUGUAUUGACAGGAUGUGCUCUUUACGUGCCCGUGUGAUUCGCUCCCUUUUCCAUUUGUAUGAGCCAUUCAGCUUGCGUGUCUCAAAAAUUCCUGCCCUGCCAGAAUCCACGCCCACAACUGUGCUCAACUCCAAGUGUUUACUGUUCUGGGUCAGAAAGGUGUCAGGUACCCGGCCCGAGGCAUUGUGGGAGUUCAACUUCAAGUUUCUAAAGCAGCAGGGACACAGUAAGAAUGGUUGCGCCAAGUCCUUGUGCAUGCCGAGACAAUACGAAGAUGUCCACACGAACCCAGACUCUGACUGCUAUAUGCUUCAGGUCACCACCCUCAACUUCAUCUUCACCCCUGUGGUCAUGGGAAUGACACUGUCCCUGUUCACAAUCAACGUUAGCACAGACAUGCGGCACCACCGCGUUCGUCUGAUAUUCCAGGACACGCCAAUCCAGCGGGGGAAGAAGAGGGGGGAUCAGAGCGGGACCCAGGUGGUGUUGGACCCGGUACACAGCGUAAAGCUCAUGGACUGGUGGCACCCACAGUACCCCUCCUCACCCCAAACAUAGGAAUCCUGCCCUGUCGGCAGAACAUCACACCAAGAACCCUGCUGUUGUCUCAUCCAACUCAUCAGAAAUACAAUAUUUGAUAGCUCUGCAGAACCCUUGAUUAUGUUCAUUCACAGAUGAAUCAACAUUUCACAUUUCGAUCAUCAUUGUCAGAUGUUAAAGAAAGCCAACAUUGACUGGCCUGGGAUCGACUAACUACAACUUCAACCUCCACACCCUACCUAUAGUUUAAUUUCAACAUCAUUGUUCUUCCUGGAUGUAAUCAGUUACCAUAUCAUUUUCCUGUAUGUACAUUAUUCCUUGGAAGACUGAUCUUGAAAUAUAUGUAAACAAAUCCACCACAUAGGGACAUGAGCAUUCCCUCUACUCUUUCAACCGUCCUCAAAUUGUUUAGCCUUGACAUCUCAGACCUAAGCGCAUAAUGUUUCACAAUAUAAAAAAUACUGUGAUUAGAUCACAGUGCUAGUUGAUGGAUGAUGUAUACUGAUGUAUUGCUCAGCCAUACAGACCUGCCAGAGUGAACGUGUACAUUUAGAUCUACCAGUUUCAUAAAAAGAUUCACGAGUCUGCCAUUAUUUCAGAUUAGACAACAUUUCAUUCUGAACCUACACGUGUAACACAUUUUUUUAAAGUCAUGGAUAAGCAUGGCUGAACAUUUGGACGGCCCUCCCUCAGGUUUGUUUUUAAGCACACUUGAAAAGUUACUCAAAAGUAUCUUGAUUUAGCAUUGGAUUAGUAUUUUUACAAUGUUGCAACAACAGAGUUUUUUUCUCUAUGUAUUUAAUUUAAGGCAGCAGCACUUAGUCAGUAUUAUGUGAAUAAUAAUGACACUGCCCUUAACUGAAGGGGCCAAAGAGAUGACUUACCUCAGACGUCUUCCACUCAUCUGCUGAUUUGGGUGGUGUUUCUAUUCUUUGUAGUGUUUCUUGGCUAAAAACAUCUUGAUUGUCUCCUUCCUAACUAUGUGAGCCACGUACCCUACUGCCUGCCAUGGAAUCUCAUUCUCAACUUUGAGUGGCUCAAAGUGCUAAAAGUGUUCUUGAGUGAGUGUUGAAUCAUACCAAUCACAUACUUGAUUAUGUUUGGGAGAGAGCGACCAUUAAUUUAUCCAUCCAACAGACACAGUCAAAAUUAUUAAACCAGGAUUGGUUUGCACAUAUACAUAUAUUGAUAACCACCAACAGUUUACACUUUUAAGAAUAAAAGUAAAAGACAGCUAGAUGUUGUGGUUAUCAGCAGUUGUUUGUUCAAGUGGUUGUUCUAGUUUCAUCAGAUGAGUUAAAUGAUAAAUGUACUGCACUGAAAUAAAAUCUGACAC
Anoplopoma fimbria (sablefish) is the source of this 2534-nucleotide messenger RNA. It is a transcript of the gene tmem183a, whose product is annotated as transmembrane protein 183A. The transcript is spliced from 8 exons. NCBI's taxonomy places the organism in Eukaryota, Metazoa, Chordata, Actinopteri, Perciformes, Anoplopomatidae. Gene Ontology annotation, biological process: regulation of protein stability. Gene Ontology annotation, molecular function: protein binding. Gene Ontology annotation, cellular component: SCF ubiquitin ligase complex. Bases 128 to 1216 code for a protein of 362 amino acids. The record is from RefSeq and is a predicted model, not a curated record.